CAGUUCUGACUAUUAGAAUCGUUAAUACCGCUAAACGUGACGUGGCGACUUGCGACAUCAUCGCCAUUGGUUUAUCAGUCGUCACGUGACAGCGUCAAACCCGGAAACGACAUUCACAGCUGCGGCAGGUGGGCUCUUUACCUGCUAGGUGCAAGUUAAGAAACUCAAACAACCAGAAGUGAAACUUGAGAUGUUACCAAGACAACAUUUUGAGGAAUAAACCAGCCUUAAAUCAAACCUAUGCGCCGGGAAACGCUGGUUUCUGGCUCGGACGUUACGUGGACGAUGCACUACCACAGCUACAUCUGUGUGUUUCUCUUGAGUUUGUACCAUUGUGGAUGUCUCACAGGUGUGUCCGCGUGCAAUCAAGAGCCAGAGACUCCAGACUGGAGGAUGACUCUGAAAACAAUCCGUAACGGAAUACACAAGAUUGACACGUACCUGAAUGCAGCACUGGAUUUGUUUGGUGGCGAUGACGGGUUGUGUCAUUAUAAGUGUACUGAUGGUUACAAGCCGUCACCUCGUCCCGGAUACAAGAAACCACCACCCAACGGAUGUGGCUCCCCCCUGUUUGGAUUUCAGUUUGACAUUGGCAUCCCGUCCAUGACCAAAUGUUGUAACCAACAUGACCGCUGCUACGACACCUGCGGCAGUGAGAAGCACGACUGCGACGAGCAGUUCCAGGACUGUCUGGAGACCAUCUGCAGGAAUGUGCAAAGAACUCUGGGAUUGGCCCAGAGUGUCCAAGCUUGUGAGUCAGCAGUGACUCUGCUGUUUGACGCCGUUAUGCACAUGGGAUGUAAGCCAUACCUGGACAGCCAGAGAGAGUCUUGUGUGUGUCAGUAUGAAGUGAAGAGGGAACUGUGACAUCGCCACAGGACAAAGACUGUGGAAAGGACUGAUUCAAAGCGCAGCACUGACAGGAGCCCAGCAAUAAAGUUGUCUUUCAGAUUUGCUCAGGGAUGGAGCUUCUUUGGCCCGCACUGACUUGUGUCCAUCGUCUCCCUUUUAUUGGAGUUUUGAAAUGUAGACAUCUGUUAGACAAAGUGAAUGUGAAAAUACCUAGUGAACAUGUAAUAUCUAUAUCUAUGCAGUUUAUUAUUUUGUUAAUACGGUGUAAUGUGUUUGUCAUUUGAUGGACUGGAGACAGCGUGGUCAGAGUUUCCCUGGCUCUUCGUUGUUUGGGUAGCAGCCAACACUAUUUUAUGGGUUAGUAAAUUCCUAAUAAUUCCCAAAAGUUUGUGGUAUUAAGAAAAAUAAAACAAUAUAUUUUGGCACUUAUUAUGGGUAAAACAUAGUGAUGUAAAUUGAGCUGUUCUUACAAGGAAGUUCCUAAACUGACUAAAUUAACAGUUUCAGACCUUUGUCUUUAUUUCCCCUGUAAUACACACCAAAUGUAUUUAGUUCCAGGUCAACUUUCAAUAAAUUAACAUAUAUUACUGUUGAAUAUACCAUUACCGCACAGUUCCCCCUCCCAUAACCCAAAUAGGAACAUGUGAUGAAUAAGAAGUCUGUUCCUUGUGUAUGUGUAAAAUGUUUUUCUGUAUCACAUGAUGGGGAUUGCACCAAUGUGAUAACACUGUGGAUUAAAUGCGUCAUAAAUAUGAAGAAACAUGCUUUUAUUGAUAAUUCUGUGUGUCACGUGUCGUCAUAGACAUUAUUGUAGAAACUGUUUCUAGUAAACAGCAUUCAGGGUGGAGUCGACUCCCAUUGAUACCUCAUCAAAGAGAAAAGACAUUAUUUUAAUAAUGUGAGAUAAUUCUAUUUAACAAUAGUCUGGAUUAGAAAUGUAGCCCCUCGUAAUUUCUUCGACUGCUCUAACCCUAAUCUCAUUUAUGAUCUGAAUCAGACUUCAUGACAUAGUUAAUCCCUGUAUUUAUA
Molecule: messenger RNA, 1881 nt
Organism: Anarrhichthys ocellatus (wolf-eel)
Lineage: Eukaryota; Metazoa; Chordata; Actinopteri; Perciformes; Anarhichadidae
Gene: pla2g12a
Product: phospholipase A2, group XIIA
Exons: 4
Coding region: 241-867 (208 amino acids)
Biological process (GO): phospholipid metabolic process; lipid catabolic process; arachidonate secretion
Cellular component (GO): extracellular region
Molecular function (GO): calcium ion binding; A2-type glycerophospholipase activity
Source: RefSeq, a predicted model, not a curated record